Molecule: messenger RNA, 1446 nt
Organism: Cuculus canorus (common cuckoo)
Lineage: Eukaryota; Metazoa; Chordata; Aves; Cuculiformes; Cuculidae
Gene: POU3F2
Product: POU class 3 homeobox 2
Exons: 1
Coding region: 60-1334 (424 amino acids)
Biological process (GO): brain development; regulation of transcription by RNA polymerase II
Cellular component (GO): nucleus
Molecular function (GO): DNA-binding transcription factor activity, RNA polymerase II-specific; RNA polymerase II cis-regulatory region sequence-specific DNA binding
Source: RefSeq, a predicted model, not a curated record
AAGUAGCUGUCAAAUGCGCGGCGCCUUUAACCGGCGCGAUCAGUGCGGCUCGGCGAGUCAUGGCGACCGCAGCCUCCAACCACUACAGCCUGCUCGCCUCCGGCUCCCCCAUGGUGCACGCCGAGCCGCCCGGCGGCAUGCAGCCCGGCGGCGGCUACCGCGACGCCGGCGCCUUGGUGCAGGCGGACUACGCGCUGCAGAGCAACGGGCAUCCGCUGAGCCACGCUCACCAGUGGAUCGCGGCGCUGUCCCACGGCGGCCCCGGCGGCGGCGGCGGCGGAGGAGGCGGCGGGGGCGGCGGCGGCGGCGGCGGUGGCGGCGAGGCGCCCUGGUCGGCGGGCGCGCUGGGGCAGCCGGACAUCAAGCCGGCGGUGGUGCAGGCGGGCGGGCGAGGCGACGAGCUGCCGCCGGGGCGGGCGCCGCACCUGGUGCACCACGGCGGCGGCGGCGGGCACCACGCGGCGGCGGCGGCGGCGGCGGCGUGGCGAGCGGGCGGCGCGGCGCACCUGCCGCCCGGCAUGGCGAACGGCGCGCAGGCGGGGCUGCUCUACUCGCAGCCGCCCGGCUUCACCGUCAACGGGAUGCUGGGCGCCGCGCAGCCCGCGCUGCACCACCACGGCCUUCGCGACGCCCACGACGAGCCGCCCCCGCCGCCGCCGGGGCCGCCGCACAACGGCGCCGAGCACCCCCCGCCGCCCCACGGCCCCCACCCCGGCGCGGCCGGACCGGCCCCCGCCGCCGCCGCCCCCGCCGCGGGGCCGCCGCACCACGACCCGCACUCGGACGAGGACACGCCGACCUCGGACGACCUGGAGCAGUUCGCCAAGCAGUUCAAGCAGCGGCGCAUCAAACUGGGAUUUACCCAAGCGGACGUGGGGCUGGCGCUGGGCACCCUCUACGGCAACGUCUUCUCGCAGACCACCAUCUGCCGCUUCGAGGCCCUGCAGCUCAGCUUCAAGAACAUGUGCAAGCUGAAGCCUUUGUUGAACAAGUGGUUGGAGGAGGCGGACUCCUCCUCGGGCAGCCCCACCAGCAUAGACAAGAUCGCGGCGCAGGGCCGCAAGAGGAAAAAGCGCACCUCCAUCGAGGUGAGCGUCAAGGGCGCGCUGGAGAGCCACUUCCUCAAGUGCCCCAAGCCCUCCGCCCAGGAGAUCACCUCGCUCGCGGACAGCCUACAGCUGGAGAAGGAGGUGGUGAGAGUGUGGUUUUGUAACAGGAGACAGAAAGAGAAGCGCAUGACUCCCCCGGGAGGGACGCUGCCGGGCGCCGAGGACGUGUACGGGGCCAGCAGGGACACGCCGCCACACCACGGGGUGCAGACCCCCGUGCAGUGAACUCGCGGCGGGGGCGCCCGGCCCCUCCUCACCCCAACUUUUGAUUGUCCUCCUUUUUCUCUUUUUUUUUUUUGUGUGUGUUUUUUCUUUUUUUUUUUUUUUAUUUUCUCCU